AAUACGUGUACACUAAUGCUAAGCUAUAUAGACACACGCACUGAAGCGACACUUGCACUGUGUAGUGGAGCCUUAACAGAAAAGGGUGCUGACCAUGGUGCUGAUCUGGACCAGCGCUGGGAAAUAGCAGCUACCGUGAAUUCCCUGCGGACUAGAACCACGCUGUCGCUUUCCCUUUUCACUCAUUAGCAUGUUCUCUGUGAAUCCGUAGCUCGGUGAUAGGGCGGGAGGGAACAACAACUGACGAGAUACCUGUUAGGUGGUGACCAUUUCAACGCGUUUAUAGCUCUUUGUUUGAAUAUUCGCGCUUUCACGGUUACGGUCUACCGGUGACGUCGAAGAUAAAGACCCCGCUGCUGUAUCUCGGCUACACGACUUGGCUUCUCCCCCGUCCCACCCCCCGUCCCCCUGGUGGCUCCAGCCCACCGAUGCUGACACACACUCCUCCUCCUCCUCCGGGUGGCGAGCGGGGCUUGAGCACAGGGGCUUGAGUGACAGAUGCUGCGGUAGUGUCCCCGCUGCAUGGCCGUGGAUUAGCUUUAUGCUAAUAUCGAAGAGGAGAGAGGAGCCAGCGGAGGCUUCCCGAGUCUGAACAGGCUCCUCUGCAGCCAUGGCUGAAGGUGGAGAAGGAGAGGACGAGAUUCAGUUCCUCAGAACUGAUGAUGAAGUGGUGCUCCAGUGCGUGGCCUGCAUCCAGAAGGAGAAUCGCAAGUUCUGCCUGGCUGCUGAGGGGCUGGGCAAUCGGCUGUGUUACCUGGAGCCCACAUCUGAGGCCAAGUAUGUUCCUCCAGACCUGUGCAUCUGUACCUUUGUGCUGGAACAGUCUCUGUCAGUACGGGCCCUCCAGGAGAUGCUGGCUAAGAGCGGACAGAACAGUGAAGGGACGCGCGGCCCCGACCGAUGGGCAGCGCAGAGUGGCGGUCACAAGACUCUUCUGUACGGACACGCCAUCCUGCUUCGACACUCCUUCAGCUCUAUGUACCUGGCCUGUUUGAAGACAUCAAGGUCACAGACAGACAAGCUGUCCUUUGAUGUCGGACUGCAGGAGGAUUCAACGGGUGAGGCUUGUUGGUGGACAAUCCACCCUGCCUCCAAACAGCGAUCUGAAGGAGAGAAAGUGCGGAUUGGUGAUGACCUCAUCCUCGUCAGCGUGUCCUCAGAGCGAUACCUUCACUUAUCCAUCUCCAGUGGCAACAUCCAGGUGGAUGCUUCCUUCAUGCAAACCCUGUGGAACGUCCAUCCCAUCUGCUCUGGUAGCAACAUAGAAGAAGGCUACCUGUUGGGUGGUCAUGUGAUGCGGCUGUUCCAUGGACAUGACGAGGUAGUGGCCAUCCCAGGAUCAGACCAGAGUGAAGAGCAGCAGAGGAUAGUCAACUAUGAGACGGGUAAAGCCGGCGCCAAGGCCAGGUCCUUGUGGAGGCUGGAGCCGCUCCGAAUCAGCUGGAGUGGGAGCCACAUCCGCUGGGGCCAGCCCUACAGACUGCGGCACCUGACCACCGGUCACUACUUGGCCCUGACUGAGGAUAGGGGGUUGGUGCUGCAGGAUCGGGAGAGGUCCGACACCAUAGCCACCGCCUUCUGCUUCAGAGCCUCUAAGGAGAAGCUGGAGCAGAGCCCCAAGCGGGACAUCGAGGGCAUGGGGGUGGCGGAGAUUAAAUACGGGGACUCGCUUUGCUUCAUCAUGCACGUGGCGACGGGACUCUGGCUCUCCUACCAGGCACCUGAUGUCAAAUCUGCCCGUCUGGGUCCCCUCAAGAGACGAGCGUGCCUACAUUCUGAAGGUCACAUGGAUGACGGUUUGACCCUGCAGCGCUGUCAACACGAGGAGUCCCGUGCCGCACGGAUCAUCCGCAACACCACGUUACUCUUUAACCGAUUCAUCAGAGACCUUGAUUGUCUGGGUGUUAAGAAUUGGGCACUGGUCGCGCUGCCUGUUGAAGAGGUGCUCCAAACCCUCAAUGACCUCAUCACCUAUUUCCAGCUCCCUGACGCUGAGCUGGAGCAUGAAGAGAGGCAAAUCAAGCUGCGCUCGCUCAAGAACCGGCAGAACCUAUUCAAACAGGAAGGCAUGCUGACUCUGGUGUCCAACUGUAUCGAUCGCCUCAACGUAUACAACAGUGCCGCCCACUUCGGGGAGUGUGCGGGGUCAGAGGCCGGAGCAGCUUGGAAAGACAUUCUCAACCUGCUGUACGAGCUGCUGGCUGCGUUAAUUAGAGGGAACAGAAACAACUGCACCCAGUUCUCCAACAACUUGGACUGGCUGGUUAGCAAGCUGGAGAGACUGGAGUCUUCUUCAGGCAUUCUGGAGGUUCUGCACUGCAUUCUAAUUGAGAGCCCCGAGGCCCUCAACAUAAUCCAGCGAGGACACAUCAAGUCCAUCAUAUCUUUACUUUACAAGCACGGACGCAACCACAAGAUUCUGGAUGUGCUCUGCUCGCUGUGUGUGUGUAACGGGGUGGCUGUGCGGACCAAUCAGAACCUAAUCUGUGAUCACUUGCUGCCCAAGAGAGAUCUGCUGCUGCAAACCCAGCUGGUCAAUGAUGUCCAGAGCAUGAGACCGAACAUCUUCCUGGGGGUGAGCGAGGGCUCGGCUCAGUAUAAGAAGUGGUAUUACGAGCUGAUGAUUGACCAGGUGGACCACUUUGUGACCAGCGAGCCCUCCCACCUGAGGGUGGGCUGGGCCAACGCUAAAGGCUACGCUCCCUACCCUGGAGGAGGAGAGGGAUGGGGAGGCAAUGGAGUGGGAGAUGACCUCUACUCGUACGGGUUUGAUGGACUCCAUCUCUGGUCAGGUCGUAUCCCGCGGGCGGUCGCGUCCAUAAACCAGCACGUGUUGACCUCUGAGGAUGUGGUGAGCUGUUGUCUGGACCUGGGAGCUCCGAGCAUCUCUUUCAGGAUUAACGGACAGCCCGUUCAGGGCAUGUUCGAAAAUUUCAACACAGACGGGCUCUUCUUCCCUGUGGUCAGCUUCUCUGCAGGGGUCAAGGUGCGUUUCCUGUUGGGUGGCCGACAUGGCGACUUUAAGUUCCUGCCUCCGUCAAGUUAUGCUCCGUGUUAUGAAGCACUGCUACCAAAAGAGAAGAUGAAGGUGGAGCCGGUGAAAGAGUACAAGAGGGAUGUGGAGGGAGUCCGAGAUCUGCUGGGCACCACACAGUUCAUGUCGCAGGCCUCCUUCAUCCCCACACCUGUUGAAACUGGCCAGAUUGUGAUGCUGCCUCAUUUAGAGAAGGUUCGAGACAAGCUAGCAGAGAACAUCCAUGAACUGUGGGGGAUGAAUAAAAUCGAGCUGGGCUGGACGUAUGGCAAGAGGAUAAGGGAUGAUAAUAAGCGGCAGCAUCCGUGCCUAGUGGAUUUCUCCAAGCUGCCAGAAACUGAAAAGAACUACAAUCUGCAGAUGUCAACAGAAACUCUGAAGACCCUGCUGGCAUUGGGCUGUCGUGUAGUUCAGGUCAACCCAAAUGCUGACAGCUCCCUCAAAAAGAUAAAACUCCCUAAGAACUACAUGAUGUCCAAUGGUUAUAAGCCGUCUCCUCUGGACCUCUCUGACAUAAAACUGACUCCAGGUCAGGAGCUGCUGGUGGACAAACUGGCAGAGAAUGCACAUAAUGUGUGGGCCAAGGACCGCAUCAAACAGGGAUGGACCUACGGCAUUCAGCAGGAUCUGAAGAGUAAGCGUAACCCUCGCCUGGUUCCCUAUGUUCUGCUGGAUGAGCGCACCAAGAAGUCGAACAGGGACGGCCUGCGGGAGGCCAUCCGCACUCUGAUUGGCUAUGGAUACAACAUCGAGCCCUCGGACCAGGAAGGCGGACAAGUGGUUGAGCGGCUCAGCAUCGACAAGAUCCGCUUCUUCAGAGUGGAGAGGACGUAUGCAGUGAGGAGCGGGAAGUGGUACUUUGAAUUUGAGGCUGUGACAGGAGGAGACAUGAGAGUGGGCUGGGCGAGACCAGGGUGUAAGCCAGAUGUGGAGCUUGGCACGGAUGAGCUCGCUUUUGUCUUUGAUGGAUACAGGGGCCACUGUCUGAACAUGGGCAGCCGUUUGUUCGGGCGGUGCUGGCAUGCUGGGGACGUGGUGGGCUGUAUGAUCAACAUGGAGGACAAGUCCAUGAUCUUCACCCUUAACGGAGAGAUCCUUAUCACCACCAAGGGCUCUGAACUCUGCUUCACAGACUUUGAAACUGAGGACGGCUUUAUUCCAGUGUGUAGCCUCGGUCUGUCUCAGGUGGGCCGUAUGAAUCUGGGGAAAGACGCCAGCACCUUCAAGUACUACACCAUGUGCGGCCUUCAGGAGGGAUUCGAACCUUUUGCUGUCAACAUGAACCGAGAGGUCACCAUGUGGUUCAGCAAGCGUCUGCCUACUUUUGUCAAUGUGCCAAAGGACCAUAACCACAUCGCAGUGACCAGGAUCGACGGCACCGUUGACAGCCCCCCGUGUCUUAAAGUCACCCACAAGACGUUUGGCACCCAGAACAGCAACGCGGAUAUGGUGUUUUGUCGUCUCAGCAUGCCUGUAGAGUUCCACUCCAUCUUCAAAUCCAGUCCUGUUAUUGACAUGAACGGAGUCCACGAAGAUGACACCCUCAAAGUCAAACACAGGUAUCCAUUGCGAUCUGUGAGGCAAAGUGAUGAAAGUAGAAGAGUGGACUACAGCAGCAUCACCACGUACUAUUACUCGGUAAGGGUCUUCGCUGGCCAGGACCCUGCCGAUGUGUGGGUUGGUUGGGUUACCCCUGACUACCAUUACUAUAGCAACAAUUUCAACCUCAGCAAAAACCGAUCGGUCACUGUAACCCUGGGUGACGAGCGAGGACGAGUCCAUGAGAGUGUUAGGAGGAGUAACUGCUACAUCGUGUGGGGCGGUGAUGUGACCAACGCGGCUCACGCAUCCAGUCGCAGCAAUGUGGACCUGGAGAUUGGCUGUCUCAUAGACCUCUCCACCGGCCUGGUGACGUUCACAGUCAAUGGCAAGGAGAUAGCCACAUCCUACCAGGUGGAACCCAACACCAAGCUUUUCCCUGCUGUGUUUGUGCGACCCACCAGCCCUAACCUCUUCCAGUUUGAGCUGACUAAAAUAAAGAAUGCCAUGCCUCUGUCAUCCGCCAUCUUUAAGAGUGAACAUAAGAACCCAGUGCCCCAGUGUCCACCCCGGCUAGAUGUCCAGACCAUCAGCGCCGUGCUGUGGAGCCGCAUGCCCAACAUCUUCCUCAAGGUGGAAACAGCCAGGGUCAAUGAGAGACACGGCUGGGUGGUCCAGUGUGUGGAGCCCCUGCAGAUGUUGGCCGUUCAUAUACCUGAGGAGAACAGGUGUGUCGACAUCAUGGAGCUGUCUGAGCAGGAGGACAUGAGGAAGUUCCACUACCACACCCUGAAGCUCUACUGUGCCCUCUGCGCUCUGGGCAACACCCGUGUGGCCCACGCCCUCUGCAGCCACCUGGACCAAUCACAGCUCUUGUACACCAUCGACAAUCAGUACCUCUCAGGCAUGCUACGUGAGGGAUUCUACAAUGUCUUGAUCAGCACCCACCUGGAGACAGCUAAAGAGGCUCGACUCACGAUGAAAGAUGAGUUCAUCAUCCCCGUCACGGCCGAGACGCGCUCCAUUCGCCUCUUCUCCGAUGCUUCCAAAAAGCACCUCCCGCCAGGGGUGGGGCUUAGUACCUCGCUCAAACCCCGCCUCAACUUUGCCCCGCCCUGUUUCAUCAGCACCAAACGGGAACAACAUCUCUAUAGUCCCCAAAUCCCACUGGAUGCAUUGAAGGAGAAAUCGAUUUCAAUGUUGACAGAGGCCGUUCAGGGUGGCGGCCACCACAUCAGAGAUCCCGUAGGAGGAGGAGUGGAGUACCAGUUUGUGCCAAUCUUGAAACUCAUCAGCACCUUGUUGACUAUGGGUGUACUAGGUAGCGAGGACGUUCAUAAGAUCUUACUGCUCAUUGACCCAAAUGUUUUCAGAGAGACACGUGAGGAGGGGGCUUCAGGGGCCACAGACAAAGAAGGACUUACAGGGACGGAGGAGAAGGCAGUGGAAGCUGGAGAAGAGGAGGCAGCCAAAGAGGCUAAACAGCCAAUGAAAGGACUGCUGGAGAAGAGGCUGCCAGAGCCUGUCAAACGCCAGAUGUGUGAGCUGCUUCACUACUUUUGCGACUGCGAGCUGAAGCACCGCAUCGAGGCCAUCGUGUCUUUCUCCGACAGCUUUGUCUCCAAGCUGCAGUACAACCAGAAGUUCCGCUACAACGAGCUGAUGCUGGCCCUCAAUAUGUCUGCUGCUGUUACCGCAAAGAAGACCAAAGAGUUUAGAUCGCCCCCUCAAGAGCAGAUCAACAUGCUGCUGACUUUCAGUGUGGGCGAGGACUGUCCGUGUCCAACAGACAUCCAGGAGGAACUGUAUGAUUUUCACAACCAGCUGCAGCUCCACUGUGGGAUCCCUAUGGAGGAAGAGGAAUACGAGCAAACUACGUCUAUCAAAGGUCGCCUGCUGAUGUUGGUGAACAAGAUCAAAGGCCAGUCUCACAAAGCCGAGGAGCCCACAGAGAAGGAGCAAGCCGCACCAUCUAAUCUGAAGGAGCUGAUUUCUCAGACAAUGGUCAGCUGGGCCCAGGAGUGUCACAUCCUGGACUCAGAGCUGGUCCGCAAGAUGUUCAGCCUACUGAGGAGGCAGUAUGACAGCAUUGGGGAGCUUCUCCGGGCCAUGAGGAAGACUUACACCAUCAGUGCUGCCUCGAUCCAGGACACCAUCAACCUCCUGGCUGCCCUCGGUCAGAUCAGGUCUUUGCUGUCGGUUCGUAUGGGGAAAGAGGAGGAGAAGCUCAUGAUUGAUGGACUUGGUGACAUCAUGAACAACAAAGUCUUCUACCAGCACCCCAACCUAAUGAGAAUACUGGGCAUGCAUGAGACGGUCAUGGAGGUCAUGGUCAAUGUGCUCGGAGGACACAAGUCCCAGGAAAUAGCCUUCCCCAAGAUGGUGGCCAGCUGCUGUCGCUUCCUGUGCUACUUCUGCCGUAUCAGCCGUCAGAACCAGAAAGCCAUGUUUGACCACCUCAGCUACCUGCUGGAGAAUAGCAGCGUGGGCCUAGCUUCACCAGCAAUGAGGGGCUCCACUCCUCUAGAUGUGGCUGCUUCCUCGGUGAUGGACAACAACGGCCUGGCUCUGGCACUGGAGGAGCCGGAUCUGGACAAGGUGGUCACCUACUUAGCAGGCUGUGGUCUCCAGAGUUGUCCAAUUCUCCUGGCUAAAGGUUAUCCAGACAUCGGCUGGAACCCCAUUGAGGGGGAGCGUUACCUUUCCUUCCUACGGUUUGCUGUCUUUGUCAACGGCGAGAGCGUAGAGGAGAACUCCAGUGUUGUGGUCAAGCUGCUCAUCCGUCGUCCAGAGUGUUUUGGACCUGCCCUGAGGGGGGAGGGAGGGAACGGACUGCUGGCUGCCAUGAAGGAAGCCAUCAAGAUCUCCGAGACGCCAGCCCUGGACCUGCCGGGCUCUGUGCAUGGAGUCAGCUCUGACGUGUCUGCUGAUGGUGAUGAUGAGGAGGAGGUGGUACACAUGGGCAAUGCCAUAAUGUCCUUCUACUCUGCACUCAUUGACCUGUUGGGACGUUGCGCUCCAGAGAUGCAUCUCAUCAACAAGGGGAAAGGUGAAGCUCUGCGUAUUCGUGCCAUCCUGCGCUCUCUGGUGCCUACUGAAGACCUUGUGGGAAUUAUCAGCAUACCGCUCAAAAUGCCCAUCACCAACAAAGACGGGUCGGUGACUGAGCCGGACAUGUCGGCCUGCUUCUGUCCAGAUCACAAGUCCCCCAUGGUGCUGUUUUUGGACAGGGUGUAUGGUAUCGAGGACCAGAGCUUUCUUCUUCAACUGCUCGAAGUGGGCUUCCUUCCUGACCUGAGGGCUGCUACCUCUCUGGAUACGGAGGGUCUAUGUACCACAGAGACAGCCCUGGCCAUGAACCGCUUCAUCGGCUCAGCCAUGCUACCCCUCCUCACUCGCUGUGCCCCUCUCUUUGCCGGCACCGAGCACUACGCCACCCUCAUCGACUCCACUCUGCACACCAUCUACCGCCUUUCCAAGGGCCGUUCACUCACCAAGGCCCAGAGAGACGCCAUAGAGGAGUGUCUGCUGGCUGUCUGCAAGCACCUUCGUCCCUCCAUGUUGCAGCAGCUCCUUCGCCGCCUCGUCUUUGAUGUGCCCUUGCUGACCGAAUACUGCAAGAUGCCUCUCAGACUGCUAACCAACCACUAUGAGCAGAACUGGAAGUACUACUGCCUCCCAUCGGGCUGGGGCAGCUACGGCACAGCAUCGGAGGAUGAACUACUGCUCACCAAGAAAAUCUUCUGGGGAGUAUUUGACUCUCUGUCCCAGAGGAAAUAUGACGCAGAGCUUUUCAAGAUGGCCAUGCCUUGCCUCAGUGCCAUAGCUGGAGCUUUGCCACCGGACUACGUGGACGCCUCAAUUAGCACCACAGUGGAGAAGCCCGUUUCUGUAGAUGCUCAGGGCAACUUUGACCCCAAACCCAUGAGUACUGCUAACAUUGCUCUUCCAGAGAAGCUUGAGCACUUUGCCAACAAAUACGGAGAGCACUCCCAUGAGAAAUGGUCUGCAGAGAAGGUACUGUUGGGAUGGAAAUAUGGAGACGGUGUGGAUGAGAAGGCCAAGAUUCACCCUCAGCUCAGAAUCUACAAAGGCCUGACAGAGAAGGAGAAAGAGAUUUACAGAUGGCCAAUUAGAGAGUCCCUGAAGAGCAUGCUGGCAAUGGGCUGGACCAUCGACAGGACCAAGGAUGGAGAAAGCAUGUCUCUACAGAGGGAGAAUGAGAAAAUGCGAAAGAUCUCUCAGGCUUCACAGGCAAAUGGCUUCAAUCCGAGCCCGAUAGACAUGAGCAACGUGGUUUUAUCCAGAGAAUUGCAGGGGAUGGUGGAGGUGGUGGCUGACAAUUAUCAUAACAUCUGGGCCAAGAAGAAAAAGAGUGACCUUGGAAGCAGAGGAGGGGGAACACACCCUCUGUUGGUGCCCUUUGACACGCUGACAGCCAAAGAGAAGGCCCGUGACCGGGAGAAGGCACAGGACCUUUUCCGCUUCCUGCAGAUCAAUGGCUACAGCAUCACAAGAGGUUUAAAGGACUUGGAGCAGGAUUCCUCUUCCAUGGAGAAGAGGUUCGCUUACAAGUUCCUCAAGAAGCUGCUCAAGUAUGUCGACUCAGCUCAGGAGUUCAUUGCUCACUUGGAGGCCAUGGCUGCCAGUGGCAAAACAGACCGGUCCCCUCAUGAACAAGAAAUCAAGUUUUUUGCCAAAGUUCUCCUUCCUCUCAUCGACCAGUACUUCAAGAACCACUCUCUCUACUUCCUCUCCUCCCCCAGUAAGAACCUGAGCAGCAGCGGUUACGCCUCCAACAAGGAGAAGGAAAUGGUCACCAGCCUGUUUUGUAAACUGGCAGCUCUUGUCAGACAUAGGAUUUCUCUCUUUGGGAGCGACUCCACUACCAUCGUCAGCUGUCUGCAUAUCCUGGCACACACCCUGGACACCAGGACGGUGAUGAAGUCGGGCUCGGAGCUGGUGAGGGUGGGGCUGAGGACGUUCUUUGAGAACGCUGCAGAGGACUUGGAGAAGACGUUCGAGAACCUGAAGCUGGGGAAGUUCACUCACUCCCGCUCCCAGAUGAAAGGGGUGUCGCAAAAUAUCAACUACACCACCGUAGCUCUGCUCCCCAUUUUAACCGCUUUGUUUGAACACAUCACUCAACACCACUUUGGAGUCGACCUGCUUUUGGAUGAUGUCCAAGUGUCUUGCUAUCGAAUCCUGACCAGUCUCUACGCACUGGGUACUGGCAAAAACAUCUAUGUAGAAAGACAGCUGCCAGCUCUCGGUCAGUGUCUGGCCACCCUGGCUGGAGCCAUGCCUGUGGCCUUCCUGGAGCCGCUACUCAACACAUACAACCCCUGCUCCGUCUUUAAUACCAAGAGUGCCAGAGAACGUGCAAUCCUAGGCAUACCAGACUCAGUAGAGGAGAUGUGUCCCGGGAUGCCGCGGCUUGACGGUCUGAUGAAGGACAUCAAUGACAUGGCCGAGUCUGGAGCGCGUUACACAGAGAUGCCUCACGUUAUCGAGGUGGUGCUGCCCAUGCUGUGUAACUAUCUGUCCUACUGGUGGGAGAGGGGGCCUGAGAACCAGCCAGCCAGCGGGGGCAGCGUCUGCUGCACCACCGUCACGUCAGAAAACCUCAGCCUCAUUCUUGGCAACAUCCUCAAGAUCCUCAACAACAACUUGGGCAUCGAUGAGGCCUCCUGGAUGAAGAGGAUUGCAGUUUAUGUGCAACCCAUCAUCAGCAAGGCCCGUGCAGACCUGCUGAAGAGCCACUUCCUUCCUACACUCGAGAAGCUGAAGAAGAAGACGGUGAAGGUGGUGUCUGAGGAAGAACUGUUGAAGGCAGACAGUAAGGGAGACACCCAGGAGGCAGAGCUGCUCAUCCUGGACGAGUUUGCCGUACUCUGCAGGGACCUGUACGCCUUCUACCCCAUGCUUAUCCGCUAUGUGGACAACAACAGGUCAAGAUGGCUAAAAGAACCAGACGGUGACUCCAAUGAGCUCUUUAGAAUGGUCGCUGAGAUAUUUAUCCUCUGGUGCAAGUCACACAAUUUCAAAAGAGAAGAGCAGAACUUUGUGGUCCAGAAUGAAAUUAACAACCUUUCCUUCUUGACUGGAGACAACAAAACCAAGAUGUCUAAGUCCUUUAAGGAGAAGUCUGGAGGACAAGACCAGGAGAGGAAACACAAGAAAAGGCGUGGUGAGCUCUACUCUAUCCAGACAUCGCUCAUUGUUGCCGCUCUAAAGAAGAUGCUGCCGAUCGGGCUCAACAUGUGUACACCAGGAGACCAGGAGCUCAUCUCUCUAGCCAAGACUCGCUACCUCCUGAGAGACACAGACGAAGAGGUCAAAGAUCAUAUUCGGCAGAAUCUGCACCUUCGAGAAAAGUCAGAGGACCCUGCAGUGAGGUGGCAGCUAAAUCUGUACAAGGACAUAGCGAUGAUAAGUGAGGGGCCUCCAGACCCUGAGAGGGUGGUGGACCGUAUCCAGAGGAUCUCUGCUGCUGUCUUCAACCUGGAGCAGGUGGAGCAGCCAUUGAGAUCCAAGAAAUGUGUAUGGCAGAAGUUGCUGUCCAAGCAGAGGAAGCGAGCGGUUGUCGCCUGCUUCCGCAUGGCUCCACUUUAUAAUCUGCCAAGGCAUCGCUCUAUUAACCUCUUCCUCCUGGCCUAUCAGAGAAUAUGGAUAGAAACAGAGGAGUACUCUUUUGAGGAGAAGCUAGUGCAGGAUCUUGCUCCAGCCCCCCCAUUUUUGGCAAGCAUGAUAUCACCGCUGAUGUCAGAGCCAGCUGAUGUAUUGUCGACCACCUUGUCCCACCCAUUGUCGAAAACGCAGCCCAAAGUGGAGGAAGAGGAAGAGGAGGAGGUCAGAAAGCAGCCAGACCCUCUUCACCAGCUCAUUCUGCAUUUCAGCCACAACGCUCUCACAGAGUGCAGUUCUUUGGAAGAGGAUCCCUUGUAUAUUGCAUAUGCAGAUAUGAUGGCAAAGAGUUGUGAUGAAGGUGAAGAAGAAGAAGAGGAAGAAAAAGACAAAACAUUUGAGGAAAAGGAAAUGGAGAAGCAAAAGAUGCUGUACCAGCAAGCCCGACUACAUGAUCGAGGAGCUGCCGAGAUGGUGCUUCAGAUGAUCAGUGCCAGCAAAGGUCGACUUGGUGCUAUGGUGACUUUCACCCUCAAACUAGGCAUCUCCGUCCUCAACGGUGGAAACAUACUGGUGCAGCAGAAAAUGCUGGACUACCUGAAGGAAAAAAGAGAUGUUGGCUUUUUUAAAAGUUUGUCUGGACUGAUGAUGUCUUGCAGUGUCCUGGACUUAAAUGCAUUUGAAAGGCAAAAUAAAGCUGAAGGUCUGGGGAUGGUUACUGAAGAAGGAUCAAUCAACGUGAGUGAGCGGGGUUCCAAGGUACUGCAGAAUGACGAGUUCACAAAGGAUCUCUUUAGGUUUCUGCAACUCCUCUGUGAAGGCCACAACAAUGAUUUUCAGAGCUUCCUGAGAACUCAGACAGGGAACACAACUACAGUUAACAUCAUUAUUAGUACUGUAGACUACCUACUAAGACUUCAGGAAUCCAUCAGUGAUUUCUACUGGUACUACUCUGGUAAGGAUAUUAUAGAUGAGGCAGGUCAGAGGAACUUCUCCAAAGCACUAGCAGUGGCCAAGCAGGUCUUCAACUCUUUAACUGAGUAUAUACAGGGUCCAUGUAUUGGGAACCAGCAGAGUCUGGCUCACAGCAGGCUGUGGGAUGCAGUGGUGGGCUUCUUGCAUGUCUUUGCCAACAUGCAGAUGAAGUUAUCCCAGGACUCCAGCCAGAUUGAAUUAUUGAAGGAGCUGCUGGACCUGCAGAAGGACAUGAUCGUCAUGAUGCUCUCCCUUCUCGAAGGUAACGUUGUCAAUGGUACUAUUGGCAAACAAAUGGUGGACACCUUGGUGGAAUCUUCCAGCAACGUGGAGAUGAUCCUUAAAUUUUUCGACAUGUUUCUCAAGUUGAAGGACUUGACCACCUCGGACAGCUUCAAGGAGUACGACCCUGAGAGCAAAGGGGUCAUCUCUAAGAAAGAUUUCCAAAAGUCCAUGGAGAACCAGAAACAGUAUUCACAGUCUGAGAUUGAGUUUCUUCUCUCCUGCGCCGAGGCUGAUGAGAACGACAUGUUCAACUACGAGCAGUUUGUGGAGAGAUUUCAUGAGCCCGCCAAGGACAUUGGCUUUAAUGUAGCUGUGUUGCUGACUAACCUCUCUGAGCAUAUGCCUCAUGAUGCUCGCCUCGCAACGUUCCUCGACCUGGCUGAGAGUGUCCUCAGCUACUUCGAGCCUUACCUAGGUCGUAUUGAGAUCAUGGGUGGAGCCAAGCGCAUCGAGAGAGUCUACUUUGAGAUCAGUGAGUCGAGUCGCACCCAGUGGGAAAAGCCUCAGGUGAAAGAGUCAAAGCGCCAGUUUAUCUUCGAUGUCGUCAACGAAGGUGGUGAGAGUGAGAAGAUGGAACUGUUUGUCAACUUCUGCGAGGACACAAUCUUUGAGAUGCAGUUGGCGUCUCAAAUUUCAGAGCCGGACCCAGUGGAGCGUCCAGAGGAAGAUGAGGAAGACAAGCCGAGCGUGGUGGAAAGCCAAGAAGAAGAAGAGGAGGAGAUUGUGAUGUUGGAGUCUUCCUCUGCUUUUACAGUUGCCUGCAUCUCCCUGAAAAAAAGCCUCUGCCACUUCCGCCAGCUGCUCACUCUCAAGAGUAUGAGGCGGCAGUACAGAAAAUUCAGGAAGAUGAGCAUUAAGGAGAUGGUGCGAGGCUUCUUCUCUUUCUUCUGGAUGAUCAUCACAGGCCUCUUCCACUUUGUCUACAGCCUGGUUUGGGGUUUCUUCCACAUCUUGUGGACCACUAUGUUUGGGGGUGGCCUCGUCGAAGGGGCCAAGAACAUGAAGGUCACGGACAUUUUGGGAAACAUGCCGGACCCCACCCAGUUUGGGAUCCACGGUGACGUGUUAGAGAUGGAAAAGAUGGAGGCGAGUGAAGCGUCGGCGUUGGCGGAGAUGGCUCAGAUGGCGCAGGGAGAUGCUGGAGAGGCGGACCUGAUGGCCGAGUUGCUGAACAUACAGCCCAAGAAGGAGGGAAAGCACGGGGCAGAGCCAGGUUUGGGGGAUGUGUCUGAGGUGGUGGUGGGGGAUGCUCCGUCCAUCGCUAGUGCUGUCAGGCAGAAGAAGGCGCAGUUGGCUGCAAAGAAGAGGGCUGUAAAUGGAGACCACAAAUCGGAUUCAGAGAAAGGAGAUUCAGAAGAUGGCGAGAAGAAAGACCAUGACAAGGGUAAAGACGAAGGCCCUCCUGAGCCUCCUGUGCAGAAAAAAGUCCCGAAGAAGAGGCUCGGCCAGAAGAAAGAACUACCGGAGGUCUUCAUGGCCAGCUUCUUUGCUGGCUUGGAGAUCUACCAAACCAAGAUGCUGAAUUACCUGGCCAGAAACUUCUACAACCUCCGCUUCCUGGCGCUUUUUGUCGCCUUUGCUAUCAACUUCAUUCUGCUCUUCUACAAAGUGACCGGUGAAUACUCGGACGAUGAAGACCCCUGGAAUGGUCGAGGCAGAGCUGGGGAGGAGGAGGAAGAUGAGGGUGCACUUGAGUAUUUUGUCCUGCAGGAGAGCACAGGUUACAUGGCACCAACGCUUCGCUGUCUGGCUAUACUACACACUAUCAUAUCCUUCCUGUGUGUAGUGGGAUACUACUACCUGAAGGUGCCCCUAGUAGUGUUCAAACGUGAGAAGGAGAUAGCGAGGAAGUUGGAGUUUGCCGGACUUUACAUCACAGAGCAGCCGUCGGAUGAUGACAUCAAAGGACAGUGGGACAGACUGGUAAUCAAUACUCCUUCCUUCCCCAACAACUACUGGGAUAAAUUUGUCAAACGCAAAGUAAUCAAAAAGUAUGGAGACCUGUAUGGAGCUGAGAGGAUAGCAGAGCUGCUGGGGAUGGAUAAGAGCGCCCUGGAUUUCAACCCUACAGAGGAAACCGUCGUCAAGGAGGCUUCACUGGUGUCAUGGUUAAGCUCAAUCGACACAAAGUACCACGUGUGGAAACUGGGGGUGGUGUUUACAGACAAUUCAUUCCUGUAUCUGGUAUGGUACACCACCAUGUCCAUCCUUGGCCAUUACAACAACUUCUUCUUCGCUGCUCAUCUGCUGGACAUCGCCAUGGGGUUCAAGACCCUUCGCACCAUCCUGUCCUCUGUCACACAUAACGGCAAACAGCUGGUGUUGACAGUGGGCCUGCUGGCAGUCGUGGUCUAUCUCUACACUGUGGUGGCCUUCAACUUCUUCAGGAAGUUCUACAACAAGAGCGAGGACGAGGAUGAACCAGACAUGAAGUGUGACGACAUGAUGACCUGUUACCUGUUCCACAUGUACGUUGGGGUGAGAGCAGGAGGGGGCAUUGGGGAUGAGAUCGAGGACCCGGCUGGUGACCCCUAUGAGCUCUACCGCAUCCUAUUUGACAUCACCUUCUUCUUCUUUGUCAUCGUCAUCCUCCUGGCCAUCAUCCAGGGUUUGAUCAUUGAUGCCUUUGGAGAGCUGAGAGACCAGCAGGAACAAGUCAAAGAGGACAUGGAGACCAAAUGUUUCAUCUGUGGGAUCGGUAAUGACUACUUUGACACAACGCCUCACGGCUUUGAGACUCACACCUUACAAGAGCACAACUUGGCCAACUACCUGUUUUUCCUGAUGUACCUUAUCAACAAGGACGAGACAGAACACACGGGCCAGGAGUCAUAUGUGUGGAAGAUGUACCAGGAGCGCUGCUGGGAUUUCUUCCCAGCGGGAGAUUGCUUCCGCAAACAGUACGAAGACCAGCUUGGAUAGAGCAGAUGCAUCCUCUUUACCUCUGUCCUUAUAAAGUGGGCUGCUGGAACGUGUAGUCCUAAAUACAGCUGCUGGACUACAACACCACACAGUCAUCCCUCCAACGUUUCAGGCUGGCCGGAGGAGAGACCAAACUACUUUUUGAAUCUAAAAAAGAGAAACGUCUCCGACCCGUGUCAGUGCCAGUCUACGAGGAUACGAUAUGUAACUUUCACAGACAUUUCGUUUUUUUUUUGUUUUGGGACUCGUCUUUGACAGCGUGUUGCCUUUUACUCCACAUAACCCCAAGUCAUUGCACAAUAUUUUUUUUUUGUCUUUUUGAGAAACACUGGGUUGUGUGGGGUUAUGGGACAAUGUGUCAGUCAUAUUAUGCACAAGAACCCAACUUCAAUAUUUUGAGAAUGUUGAACUUGAGACUUAAUGCCAAAAGAAAAGUGGAGGAGUUCAGUAGAUUUACAUUGUGCGCAAAAAAUGUGACGUGAGAAUUUUUUUUCCAGAUGUUGUAACCUUGCAUAUUGAGAUACAGUUUUAGAAUGAAGUGGCAAAAAGGUUUAUUAUGUAGGAUUAAAAAAAAUGCCUAAUUUUUUCAUGAAGUGCCUUACAGUACUGUAUCUACAUUACAAUGAAGCUAUGCAAAACCUUUGUUUCUUCUUUAUUGUAUGUAAGUACAGUAAUUCUCCUGGAGCAGUAACAAGUAGCUGUCCAGAUACAUAGUUUGUGGCUGAACUUUCUCAUUUUUCAACAGCAUUUGUUUGAUUUGACAGAUUUUUAUUUGCUGAAUGCAGCAUAAUUGCAAAUGUUCAAGGUACAAAGUGUAAAAAUUACUCAUCAGAAUUUACUGAUCACUUUCAAACGGAACAAAAAUGUAAUUGCUAUUGUAUGGCCAUUUAUAUGUAGUAGCUUUGCGGAUCUGUGCAUUUCUUUUGAUGGAAAAAAAUAAAGAAAUCAAUGCAAGAAA
This is a messenger RNA of Anarrhichthys ocellatus (wolf-eel), 16340 nucleotides long. Its product is annotated as ryanodine receptor 3. Gene Ontology annotation, biological process: striated muscle contraction; release of sequestered calcium ion into cytosol by sarcoplasmic reticulum; intracellular calcium ion homeostasis. The coding region runs from base 611 to 15382 and encodes 4923 amino acids. The record is from RefSeq and is a predicted model, not a curated record. Gene Ontology annotation, cellular component: calcium channel complex; sarcolemma; sarcoplasmic reticulum membrane. NCBI's taxonomy places the organism in Eukaryota, Metazoa, Chordata, Actinopteri, Perciformes, Anarhichadidae. Gene Ontology annotation, molecular function: protein binding; ryanodine-sensitive calcium-release channel activity. The transcript has 107 exons.